Brassica rapa (field mustard) is the source of this 1523-nucleotide messenger RNA. Its product is annotated as chalcone synthase 3. Gene Ontology annotation, biological process: polyketide biosynthetic process. The record is from RefSeq and is a predicted model, not a curated record. NCBI's taxonomy places the organism in Eukaryota, Viridiplantae, Streptophyta, Magnoliopsida, Brassicales, Brassicaceae. Gene Ontology annotation, molecular function: acyltransferase activity, transferring groups other than amino-acyl groups.
CAUCCCCCUUCUCCUUUGUCCUCUUGUUAUAUAAUCUCACUCACCGUUUGCUUUCUAAAUAUAUACACAUAACUUGCAUACUACACAAGAUCACACAUCUAUCAAACUCUUGUAAAACAUGGUGAUGAGUAGGCCGUCAUCAUCGUUGGAUGAGAUCAGAAAGGCACAAAGAGCUGAUGGUCCCGCAGGUAUCUUGGCUAUAGGCACGGCCAACCCUGCGAACCAUGUGAUCCAAGCGGAGUAUCCAGACUACUACUUCCGCAUCACCAACAGUGAACACAUGACUGACCUCAAGGAGAAGUUCAAGCGCAUGUGUGACAAGUCGAUGAUAAGGAAACGACACAUGCACCUAACCGAGGAGUUCUUGAAGGAGAAUCCCAACAUGUGCGCCUACAUGGCUCCUUCUCUCGACGUCAGACAAGACAUUGUGGUUGUUGAAGUCCCUAAGCUAGGCAAGGAGGCGGCAGUGAAGGCCAUUAAGGAGUGGGGUCAGCCUAAGUCCAAGAUCACACACGUUGUCUUCUGCACCACCUCAGGAGUCGACAUGCCUGGUGCUGACUACCAGCUCACCAAGCUCCUUGGUCUUCGUCCUUCCGUCAAACGUCUCAUGAUGUACCAGCAAGGUUGCUUCGCAGGCGGCACUGUCCUCCGUCUCGCCAAGGACCUCGCUGAGAACAACCGUGGCGCACGUGUCCUCGUUGUCUGCUCCGAGAUCACAGCCGUCACCUUCCGUGGUCCCUCUGACACUCACCUUGACUCCCUCGUUGGACAGGCUCUCUUUAGUGAUGGAGCCGCUGCGCUUAUCGUUGGUUCGGAUCCUGAUGCUUCCGUGGGGGAGAAGCCAAUCUUUGAGAUGGUGUCUGCGGCUCAGACCAUUCUUCCCGACUCGGAUGGAGCCAUAGAUGGACACUUGAGGGAAGUGGGACUCACCUUCCAUCUCCUCAAGGACGUCCCUGGGCUCAUCUCCAAGAACAUAGAGAAGAGUCUUGAAGAAGCGUUUAAACCGCUAGGGAUAAGUGACUGGAACUCCCUCUUUUGGAUAGCUCACCCUGGUGGUCCAGCGAUACUUGACGAGGUUGAGAAGAAGCUAGGACUCAAGGCAGAGAAGAUGAGAGCCACGCGUCAGGUGUUGAGUGAGUACGGAAACAUGUCGAGCGCGUGCGUUCUCUUUAUAUUGGAUGAGAUGAGGAGGAAGUCAGCGAAAGAUGGUGUGGCCACGACGGGAGAAGGUCUGGAGUGGGGUGUCUUGUUUGGUUUCGGACCAGGUCUCACCGUAGAGACUGUUGUCUUGCACAGCGUUCCUGUUUGAACAGAUCUCUUUCUAUAUGCCUUACCAACCUAUACAUACUUCCCUGCAUCGUGUCUUUUAAUGUUUUUCAAUUUGAUAUGGAAUAUGUAAUGCCAAUAACUAAUGAAGAAUUCAUUUAGUGUGAAGUGUGUGGACUCGCUGAGAUGGGUUCUUUCAAUUUAAUUGUCUUUCUGUCUUUUUGAUACAAUAUCAAAUGUCCAGUGGAGUAUGACCU